CAGUAGAGGUUUCCUCUGUCAAAACUAUGGUGAUGAAGAUAGCUGAUGAAUAUAGGCCACAAGUUGUGUCAAACACAGAGGAAAAUAGAAAUUUGGUUGUGAGAGAAUAUUGUGAAGAGAAAGAUAAGGUGUCAGUGGAGAAGAUGGAGAGGCAGUGUGAUGUUGGACAGAAAGGGAAGCCUUCUAUUUUCACUGAUCUUCUGGGUGAUCCUAUUUGCCGCAUUCGCCACUUCCCUUUGCACGUCAUGCUGGUUGCAGAAUAUGGCGAAGCAAGAGAUAUCAUUGGAGUUAUAAGAGGAUGUAUCAAACAUGUGACAACAGGUCAUUCUCAUCAUGUCCUUAAGCUGGCUUAUAUUUUGGGCUUAAGGGUCUCUACUAAUCACAGGAGGCUCGGAGUUGGCAUGAAACUAGUUAAGCAUCUAGAGGAGUGGUGCAAACAAAAGGGUGCAGACUAUGCAUAUAUAGCAACAGACUGCGCCAACCAGCCUUGCAUCAACUUGUUUACACAAAAGUUCUCAUACACAAAAUUCAGAUCUCCCACAGUGCUGGUUCAGCCUGUCCACGCUCACUACAAGCCAAUCGGCUCGGGGAUUGCCAUUGUCCGUAUUCCUCCACAUGUCACUGCUAAAGUUUAUCGCCAUCUCUUUGCAAAUGCGGAGUUCUUCCCCACAGAUAUCGAUGCCAUCUUGUCCAAUAAGCUUAACUUGGGCACUUUCAUGGCUGUUCCUAAGAAGCUGCUCCCUAAAUGGAACCCUGAAACAGGGAUCCUCCCUCAGAGUUUUGCAAUCUUGAGCGUGUGGAACACUAAAGAAGUUUUCAAGUUGCAGGUGAAGGGAGUGUCUAAGCUAACUUAUGCAUGUUGCAUGGGGAGUAGAUUAUUGGAUUCAUGGCUACCAUGGCUGAGAUUACCUUCAUUUCCAGAUGUAUUUAGCCAAUUUGGAGUGUACUUCUUGUACGGAUUAUCCAUGAGAGGAACUAAUGGGUCGCGUCUCAUGAAAUCUCUAUGCACAUUCGUGCAUAACAUGGCCAAGGACGAUGUGGGAUGUGGGGCGGUGGUGGCAGAGGUAAGCCAACAGGAUCCUGUGAGAGUGGCCAUCCCCCAUUGGAAGAGACUUUCAUGGAAUGAAGAUUUAUGGUGCAUCAAGAAGCUGGCAGAUUUGCAGGAGGGUGAGUGUGAAAGAUCUGAAAUGUCUGAUUGGAUCAAAUCUCCACCAUCUUCAGCUGGGAUAUUUGUCGACCCUCGAGACAUCUAAGUAUCUUCCUUUCUUUUCAUUCUUCUCUCCCUCUUCAGUACAGAAAAUGACAAAAUCUGCUGUGCACUGUCUUAAAGUACAAAAGGAAUGUUCAUAAAUCUCUAGCAUAGUCUCUUUCUCUUUUUU
Messenger RNA from Cucurbita maxima (winter squash), 1379 nucleotides. RefSeq names its product probable N-acetyltransferase HLS1. The transcript is spliced from 3 exons. The coding region runs from base 27 to 1253 and encodes 408 amino acids. Gene Ontology annotation, molecular function: acyltransferase activity, transferring groups other than amino-acyl groups. NCBI's taxonomy places the organism in Eukaryota, Viridiplantae, Streptophyta, Magnoliopsida, Cucurbitales, Cucurbitaceae. The record is from RefSeq and is a predicted model, not a curated record.